This is a messenger RNA of Didymella exigua CBS 183.55, 3098 nucleotides long. Its product is annotated as Sin3 complex subunit. The record is from RefSeq and is a predicted model, not a curated record. Bases 256 to 2928 code for a protein of 890 amino acids. The transcript has a single exon. Gene Ontology annotation, cellular component: Sin3-type complex. NCBI's taxonomy places the organism in Eukaryota, Fungi, Ascomycota, Dothideomycetes, Pleosporales, Didymellaceae.
GCUCACGUUCGACCAGUCCCAGCGCCACGAUUGCCGUGCCCAUGCUGCCACGCAUCGUGUUCGACUUUUGGAAAUAUGUAUAGUCUGCAUACGUUACCCUUUCCACCGCCUCCAACGCCCCCCUCUUACAGAGCAGCGAGUGGGCGCCGGACAAUCUUGCGGCCUGCGCUGGCGCCAUGAACAGCCGACCCGUGUAGCAUUGUGCAGCAUACAUACCGAGCAUCGUACGGUUUGGCCUAAGCAGCCCCUGCAACCAUGUCGCUGAAUGGGCACAUCCCCUUGUCACGGACAAACACCGCGACCAAUGCAGAGAAGGAGCUGCGCGGACAGAUGCCUCCUCUGCAGACCAAAUCGCUGGACCGCAACAACACCACACAACCGCGCCCACUGACCGCUGCCAGAACGUCGACGUCCGAAAUCAUGUCGAACGAUGGGAGCCUCAAGUCGCCCACUUCGCCUACUCGACACAAGCGCUUUGUCUUGACCGACAUAGUUGCGUCCCGUUACCUCGAAGACGAUCCCCACACCACGGUCCUUGCACGCCGGCAAACGAUCGAAGGCUACGAAAUAUACCUGGUGGAACAAUGGGCUUGUUCUCGAACGCACCCUACCUUUCUCAUCACCACCUACACCGGCAAUCCUCAAGAUACAGUGCUGGCCACGAUCAUCAGCGUGCCUGCGGACGAAGCGAGAUGGUCACCAGCGAUGCAGUUAUAUUUCAACUCGCUAAAUGAGUAUCAUGCUAAGAGAAGGGAUACACCAUACGGCACGUUAAUGAUCACCAACCUGAACGGCUUUCCUUCGUCCCUGACUGUCAUCCCAAUCCCUGGCGGGGACGUGCGAAAGUACAAAGAAAUCUUCUAUGUCAAUGAGAACCUGAAGAGACUGGGAUGCUCGGGUCGUUUGGGCAUUAAACUUGCAUCGCCGAGUGGUGCGACCGAGGCCAAGUUCCACCAGCUUUACCGUACCAGCGAAAAGAUCCCCUUGAACGGCGCAGUCAUUGAGCUCGUGAAGCUUUGCCAAGUUGCACUAGUCCUGUUUGGCAAGCUCGAACCAGAGUAUGCAGAUGGCCUUCUCUGCGAUGUCACGGAGAAGGCGAUCAACGACUGGUGGGUAGAAUUUGGUGCGGAAUACUAUGCAGUCGAGCCGCACGAUGGCAUUCUCGGUCCCACUACGGUCGCUGCUCUGUUGGGUAUGCUCAUGGGUGCCCGCAACCGCUUGAGCGCACUCAACGCACCAGUCGCCAAGGAUGUGUUCGACAUCGAGAGCACGAAGAAGGGCAUCGCACACUUUCAAAAGUCCCACCAUAUUCCAAGAUCAAAGCGGUUGGACCGGCAGACGCUCGAUAAGCUACGCAGAGCAACUGCGAAGGCUGCGACUAAAGAAGGCUGGGGUGUACCUAGAGCUUUCAAAUCAACAGUAGCCGAGCUGGGUGGGAAGGGCGGUGAAAUGGUGAUGGGAAUUGUAGGUGCUGGAGAGAAAGAUGGUAUCGCCGAAGUAGAGACGGUGGACAUCGAUCGGUUUGUGGAACUCGUUCGUGGAGACCACGCAAAGUGGCUGUGGUAUGGUCGGGCUCGAAAGACAGGAUCUGGCGAUAUGUUCGAUCGAUUACCGGAUGAGGACGGCCAGACAUCUCCAGUUGUACUACAGGAUCGCAGUCGAAACUCCCUGAAGAGACAAUCCACGCUCGAGGAAACCAAGUUGCCUCGACAAGAAGUCACGCGAGACGAUCACAAGAAAGAGGUGUUCAGUCCUGAUGGCACGGAGCCCAAAGAUCGAGAUCCGUUCUCGAAGCGUGCAGCGAUCAAGGCAAGGCUUGACCCCGAGCGGGGCUUCCACCGCAUCAAAGACGCUGUUGGUCUCCGUAGCCAUGCCAGCAAAUCCUCAAGGGACGAGCAGACACGACUGCAACUUCAAGGCUUGCGAACAGGGCUCAAUGCACAGCAGCCUGACCUGGAUGGAGUAUACGACGACGGAAACGAAUUAUCGGGCGUCAUGUCAGCUCAACGUAUCGCUACAGACCUCGAACCCUCUUUCGCCAAAGUCCUUACUGAGACGCCGCACGACUCUGCCACUAAUCUUGUGCUGAACAAAGCUGCAUCGACACUGAAUGGCGAUCUUGAGUCGCUGGGUUCUAAACUCGCAGUCGCCGAAUCAGAAGCUUCCACCCAGCCACCUACUGCUGAACCCUCAGUAGCCGGAUCAAUUUAUCACGGGAUCGCAUUAAACGAGGUACUGCCUCUUGAGGAAGUGCAUGCCUUCCCUCCACUCCUCCGACGCACACAGUCCGCCGAUCAACUGGAACUCUACGGCACUCAGCACAGUGACGAAUGGUGGCCACGUCAUCUCUCCUUCAGUAUUACCGAAGAGAGCGUGUUGACGUGGGAAGGUGUAGUUAGCGCUGACGUUGACGAAGACGCCAUCGAUGACACCGACACGUCUGCAGUGGCACUUGUUAGGCAGCAAGUCACCUACUCUUUGCAGUCCGAGCAACUAAAGCGCCUCCACCAUCGUCUUGCUGUUUUGUCGGUCACAGAUUCAUCCUGGGUCAAGUUUCGUCUGGAUGAGAUCAAGGAUCUAGAUGCCGCUGCCGACGGUGAUAUCGGAACGCUCGAGUCCAUCUACUACCCACGCUUGGACACCUAUCAUUCCUUGCGCGAGAACACGCACGCCGUAAUCACCAACAACCGCGCUCAGCUCACCGCCUCGUUGCGCGAAUUGGACAACGUCAACGAUAAACUCGAGUAUGAGAUCACCGCCUUGCGAGGCAAGGUCGAAGACGUUGAGGACUUUGUAGACGAAUUUGAAAAGCAGGUUGAGUAUGUUUGCGACCGCGUUGAGGAACUAGAGACGACGCUUGGUGGGAGAGAGGGCUGGUGGCAUUGGAUCUUCAGAAAAGCGACUGGUCUUGGAAGUCGGCCCGCAUAGACGAUAAUAUCGUCACAUAGUUUAGAAUGGCGUUGGCAACGGCUCUCGUUUUGUAUACCCAUAGCAUCGUUUCACUUUCCUAGAAGACAGUUGUAGAGACGCGCACAAGCUGUCAUGAGCUCCUAUGCUCUAAGCGCGCUAGCAAUUCUCACAAUAUCCUCACCCACCAA